Oppiella nova is the source of this 690-nucleotide messenger RNA. Lineage: Eukaryota; Metazoa; Arthropoda; Arachnida; Sarcoptiformes; Oppiidae. The record is from the annotation of a GenBank genome assembly.
ACUCACGUUAAAUUGAAUAAUUCAAUAUCAUUUGAAAAGUCAUUUGAUGUAAUAAAUAAGCUUGGUGAGGGUGGCUAUGGACUGGUAUAUAAAGUUCGAGAUAAAUGUAACCAUGAAUUAUAUGCAAUAAAGAAAUGUCUAUUAAAAGGAUUGACAGAAAAAGACAAACAAAAUGUUUUGAAUGAAACGCAAAGUCUUUUGAAACUUCGGUCAAAGUUUGUGAUUCAAUACUACUAUUCAUGGAUUGAAUGCAAUUGUCUUUACUUUCAAAUGGAGUUAUGUAUCGAUAAUCUCAACAAUGUUUUGGAAACUAAGAAAUCAUUGUUUAAUGAAUCGAUGACUAGUUUUGAGUUUUAUUUAUCGUAUGAAAUUUUUCGUAAACUCACAAAAUGUGUUCAAUAUUUGCAUGAAUCGGAUCCACAGAUCAUUCAUAGAGACCUUAAACCGGAUAAUGUGUUGAUUUCUAUGGACUAUACCAUAAAAUUAUGUGACUUUGGUUUGGCUAAAGAGGUCCAAAAUUGUGAUCCAUUUCUUAUGUCUAAAACCAAACAUACGGCAGAUGUGGGAACUGUUGAAUAUAUGGCACCGGAAGCCCAGACUAAUGAAUACAACCAUUUAAUAGAUAUCUACAGUCUAUCUCUAAUUGGGUCUCAAAUCUUUGGUUUCAAUACAAACGAUAUAAUCGACGGA